Messenger RNA from Exophiala spinifera, 1740 nucleotides. RefSeq lists its product as uncharacterized. The record is from RefSeq and is a predicted model, not a curated record. Gene Ontology annotation, molecular function: acyltransferase activity, transferring groups other than amino-acyl groups. Bases 1 to 1740 code for a protein of 579 amino acids. Lineage: Eukaryota; Fungi; Ascomycota; Eurotiomycetes; Chaetothyriales; Herpotrichiellaceae. The transcript is spliced from 2 exons.
AUGCCGGCCCUGCUGGAGGACCCAGAGUCCGCCGUGAUAUAUCGGCAAUCUGGGCAGGGUCCGUAUCCGACCCCAGAUAAUCCGCAAAUUCCCUCGUCUAUAUUCCCUAGGCCCGUCACACUCAGGGAUCGUGUUACCAUUGCGACUCUGGUACCUUUCUUCUCGCCUGAAGCUGUGCCGAAAAGACUAUUGGCUUAUCUGUCUGAAAACCUCAACAAGGAGAUCGAGAGUGGAGACACGUAUCCAAUGAUCGACCCCUUGCCUCUCGAGACUUUUGGGCCUUAUUGGUUUGGAAAUUUCGGUGCGGUCAUGAUAUUGGGUGACAUUGGAGGUAUCGAGGGAGUUCAGGAACUGGAUCGAAGUUCUGCCGAUUGGAACAAGCUUUGUCUGGGGAGCUUCUACGUCAAGCCCAACUACCCUGGUCGUAGUAGUCAUGUAUGCAAUGGGGGCUUCCUCGUCACCCCGGCCGCACGAAACAAAGGUGUUGGGAAGUCCAUGGGCCAGUGCUAUCUAGACUGGGCACCUCAAUUAGGCUACACAUACUCUGUCUUCAACUUGGUCUACGAGUCAAAUACCGCCUCUACAAGGAUAUGGGACUCUCUUGGAUUCAAACGCAUUGGCAGGGUUCCUGGCUGUGGAAAUUUGAAGUCGUCCAGCGAACCUGUAGAUGCUAUCAUCUACGGAAGGGAUCUGAAAGCGGAUGGCGAAAACGAUCAAUCCGAGGAGAGAUUCGACAAAAUUCGAUACUACUUAAGACACCAAUUAUACCCGCAAGGCGCGGACAGGUCAGAGAAAAGCCGACUAAGGAGCGCCGCAACGCACUAUAAAUUGGUGGGAGGUCAAGAUGGGGUGCCUGAAAAGCUCUUCUUGAAAGAUAAGGAAGUCAUCUCCGAUCCUCAAGCACAAUAUGAUAUUGCCACACAGAUACAUCUACAGUCCCACGGAGGCAUCAACAAAACCACAGCUCUCAUAGCCACCCAAUACCACUGGAUUCGGAUAAAGGAGACUGUGAGUCAUGUGAUCAAGAACUGUCCCGAGUGCAAGGACGUGAAUAAACCUCCAGUCAUCCGCACCGAGAACAGAGCUCGAAGCAAAACAAUUGAAGAAACCCCGGCGACAUUGCCAGCACCCCCGCCACCGCCUCCCCCUCCCCCUCCUACUCAACCUCCACUGACGGUCCAAUCUCCUGCCGAGGUUCAGAGCACAUCUCAAGAAGAUUUAAGCGCCAAUCACAUGUCAAACCACGACUUCGCUUCAAUACAGCAGCAGAUGAAUCUUGCAAAUGAUCAUUUGACUAGUCCAAACGGCCAUCUACAGAGUAAUGGCAACCUCGAGGCGCAUCUUCAUCCCGAGCGGCAUCUACAUCCUGAGCUGCACUCUGAUCCGCAUCUCCAUGAUGCACAUCUCAACGCCUAUGAUGAGAUGGCUAUAGAUCCACAAAUCAUGGAGCAGAUCCAAGCCAUGGCCGAAUACGAUCAGAACACACAUGCAUACGUUCAAGCGGGAUUAGGUCAAUUCGAGACUCCUCACCUCCAACCGCAUGACCCGCACGAUUUCAAUCACCAGCCUCAAGACCAUGGCUUCAUGAACGACGCCAAUGGUCCCAUGAUGACACACGACCAUGUCAUGGACGAUAGCGGGGCAGGGACCGGACUUAGCAACAUGCAACCGAUCCAGCAUGUGUUGCCCAUGGAUUACCUUGACGCUUCAAACAAUCAGCAGUUUAAACUUGAGCAAUGA